Molecule: messenger RNA, 915 nt
Organism: Drosophila erecta
Lineage: Eukaryota; Metazoa; Arthropoda; Insecta; Diptera; Drosophilidae
Product: transcriptional regulatory protein AlgP
Exons: 1
Coding region: 36-845 (269 amino acids)
Source: RefSeq, a predicted model, not a curated record
AAUCCAAAUCAGUCGUAAUUAAGACGCGCGAUAUUAUGGGUAUAGAACCGUUUUCUCCAUUGGAAGCUUCAUUGCCAUCCGCCCAACUCAGGACUCCGAGUUGUCCGCCAAACUUACAGUGGAACUCUUUGGCUAUGACUUGUCUCCCGACCUUGGAUGCAAAUAAAUAUAUUCCAACCGUAUCUGGGUCUCCGUGGAACUCAGUUGUAAAAAAACCUGAUGGAAAACGUGAAGAAAAGCCUGGAGGAAGUUCUGGCGGAGGAAAGCCUGUGACUCGUCCUGUUGGAAAACCUGGCGGUAGUACUGGCGGAGAAAAACCUGCAGAAAAACCAGGAGGAAAUCCUCAGGAUAAGCCUGUAGAAAGUCCUGGGGCUAAACCAGCAGGAAGUCCUGAGAGCAAGCCAGCAGAUAGUUCUGGCGGAGCAGCUGGAGGAAGUCCUGCAGGGAAACCUGUAGUAGGUCCAGAAGGAAAACCAGGAGAUAAUUCUGGCAAAGGCACUGGGGGAAGUCCCCAGGAUAAGCCUGUAGAAAGUCCUGAGAGCAAGCCAGGAGGUAGUUCUGGCGGAGCAGUUGGAGGAAGUCCUGGAGGGAGACCUGUAGUAAAACCAGAAGAUAAACCAGGAGAUUCUGGCAAAGGCACUGGGGGAAGUCCUGAAGGAAAUGCUGGAGAAAAGCCAGCAGCAAGUCCUGAAAGCAAACCAGGUGGUAGUUCUAGCGGAGCAGCUGGAGGAAGUCCUGGACAAAAUCCUAUAGACAGUUCAAAAGAAAAACCAGGAUCCAAAAACGUAAAUAACAACAAUAUUAGUAUAAACGAAAAAGGCCGACUUAAAAAAAAAGAAAUUUAAAGUGUAACCUUCAUCAAUUUGAGUACUGUUUAAAUAAAAUGAUUUCAGAACUUGAUGAUUAGUUAAAGCA